AUGUCAUACCCCGACCAUCUCUCUGUCAACAAGCCGGCCAAGUCCCGUGCCCGCAGGGAACCCUCCGGCGUCUUUUCGCUCUUUCAGCCGUCCCAGAUCCAGCAGUUCAAAGAGGCCUUUCAGCUCAUUGACCACGACAAGGAUGGCUGGGUCACGCAUUCUGAUCUCACUCAGAUCUUUGCCAGUCUAGGCAUAACACCCACUGACUCUCAGCUCAAAAGUCUCCUCUCUUCUCGUCCAGGCGGUCAGCACGUCUCCUCAAACGACCCCAAAGGCAUCAACUUUACCAUGUUCCUCACCAUGAUGUCCGAGCGUCUCUUUGAAUUCGACACCGAGCCAGAGUUGUUGGACGCCUUUGCGUGCUUUGACGAGAAUGACCAGGGCACGGUCAACGUAAACGACCUCAGGAAAUAUCUCAAGGAAAUGGGCGAUCGCAUGGAUGAUAGAGAGAUUGACAAGUUUCUCAAAGGAUCGUUCACAGACCGUCAGGGCAAUUUCAAUUACAGAGAAUGGGUCAAGGUGUUGAGGGUAAAUGAGGAAGGCGAAGACCAGUAGUCCAUCUGUAGCUAUCCGGGCCGGUUCGAGAAGCACGACCACGAACAACGAACUGAGACCCACAAGCUGGCAAGUCCGAGGGCGAUCUUCCUCUCCGGACGAUCCCACACCAAAAAUAACCCUCCGUGUGUAAAAAUAGUAACAGUCCCUCUUCAAGUGGCUCUCCACCGCCGCUCAUCGCGAGAAUUUCCUAUAAAUAUAUGUGCAAGGGACGCUGGCGGCGCACAUGUAAAAAUAGAAACAGAAGUCUUUGCUUCGCGGGAGAAGCCAAUCGUCCACUCAUGCUCGUUCUUGAGGUCUUUACUAUGCGUGCAAAAAGGUAUUGAUUUCCUUUUUCGGACCUGGUAUUGCCUCCAGC
This is a messenger RNA of Marasmius oreades (fairy-ring Marasmius), 913 nucleotides long. RefSeq lists its product as uncharacterized. Bases 1 to 555 code for a protein of 184 amino acids. Gene Ontology annotation, biological process: actomyosin structure organization; mitotic cytokinesis. Gene Ontology annotation, molecular function: cytoskeletal motor regulator activity; calcium ion binding; myosin heavy chain binding. The record is from RefSeq and is a predicted model, not a curated record. NCBI's taxonomy places the organism in Eukaryota, Fungi, Basidiomycota, Agaricomycetes, Agaricales, Marasmiaceae. The transcript is spliced from 3 exons. Gene Ontology annotation, cellular component: myosin II complex; cytoplasm.